This is a messenger RNA of Theobroma umbraticum, 1655 nucleotides long. It is a transcript of the gene NDP1, whose product is annotated as Tetratricopeptide repeat (TPR)-like superfamily protein. Gene Ontology annotation, cellular component: mitochondrion. NCBI's taxonomy places the organism in Eukaryota, Viridiplantae, Streptophyta, Magnoliopsida, Malvales, Malvaceae. The record is from RefSeq and is a predicted model, not a curated record. Gene Ontology annotation, molecular function: protein binding.
AGGUAGUGCAAGAGAAAAACAGGAACUCCGGCUAGCUUUUGUUUUCGUCAGAUUUCUAGCAAGUCCUAAAACCCUUCGGAUUCUAACUAUAGGGUUUUAGCAGCAAAGAACAAUAAUCAGCAGCGAUGAUUCACGCCGCAGCUAAGCUAUCAAGGUCGGCCAUUGCCGUCUGUCGAAACUCCCGAAUGGGACACAUCUCCAGAACUUCAUCGCAGCCGUUGAGAUUCCUGCACGAUGGAAUCAAUGGUCCCAGUGCCAACCCAGUUGCUGUUCAGAUGAUCAAUUACGCUCUUUCACAUGCCAGGUCCCAGAAAUCAGAUGAAUCAUAUGCUCAAGGCAUGCUGAUAUUGGAGCAGUGUCUUUCUACUCAGUCAAGUGAAAGUGAUGGUCAAUUUGCUCAAAAUUCUAUUGGAACAGUGUUACUUGCAAUGUCUACUUUAUUGUAUGAAAGAGGAAGUUUUGAAGAAGCAAUUGAAAAGCUCCGUAGAGUCCAAGAUUUAACACAAUCUUCCUUGGGUGUUAGAGUUGCUGCUACGGAAGCUCUUGUCGGUCUCUAUUUGCAGCAGGGCCAGGAUGAUACUUCAUCAGUGCUCGCAGAUAAAUGCUUAGAACUUCUUGAUAAAGAUGAUUUAAAAAGCAUUGCUCGUGCCAAAGCAGUGAAGGGGCUAGUUGAGCUUGUCAAUGGUAACCUUGAGUCAGCCACAUCAUUUUUUCAAGGACUCCAAGAUAAUGAGGAUUGCAAUGGCACUGUUGCUUUGUCGUAUGGAGAAUUUCUACACGCCACACAAAACUUUUCACUGGCCAAGGAAUUAUACCAAAAAAUAAUUGAAGGAGUUCUAAGAAAGGAAGAUUUUAGCGACACAAAUUCCUUAGCAGUUUGCAAUAUGGCUCCAGAUGAAGUGUUGCUUGCUGCAACCUUUGCCUUGGGGCAACUUGAGUCACACAUGGGGAAUUUUGGUGCUGCAGAGGAGAUAUUGACAAAGGCACUAACUAAAACAGAAGAAUACUUUGGCUCUCAUCAUCCCAAGGUUGGUCUUGUCUUAACAUGCAUAGCUCUCAUGUUUCGGACCAAAGCAAGGCAAGAGCAUUCAAGUGCUCAUCUAAUUCAAGAGGGACUUUACAGGAGGGCUUUAGAGUUUCUGAAAGCACCACCGUUGGAGUCUAAAGAGACAAAACUUGAUCGAAGGGAUAUUUCAGCCCUUGCAAGAGGUGGGUAUGCAGAAGUACUUUGUGUUCAACAGAACAGGAAGACGGAGGGAGAGAAAAUGAAAACAUGGGCAGAAGCUGCAUGGAGAAACCGUCGCAUGUCACUAGCUGACGCAUUGGACAUCUCAGAACCUUCCAAUAAGGUGCCAGUUAUAGAUGCUCGAAUUAGCCGAGUCUUGUAGAUCAUCUUGUGCUUGUUCUAACACGAAUAUGCUUUAUUUAAAAGGAAAUAUGAGAAUUUCUCUGAUCCUCUGAAACAAUAAUUCUCCUGUAGAUGCCGGGACAGGAAUCUUAGAUCAUUCUGUAGUUUCUUCAUUUGGUUAGGUUUGCCAGAGAAUCCUCGGUAAUAAGUUCAAUUCGGCAGAGUGUAAAAUGAUGCAGUGUGCAGGAGAAGAAUCUUUGAACGGCUGUACCUAUAAUUUAAUGUGAGAUGACCAUGUUUUAGGAUA